Messenger RNA from Glycine soja, 1823 nucleotides. RefSeq lists its product as uncharacterized. The record is from RefSeq and is a predicted model, not a curated record. Lineage: Eukaryota; Viridiplantae; Streptophyta; Magnoliopsida; Fabales; Fabaceae. The coding region runs from base 426 to 1466 and encodes 346 amino acids. The transcript is spliced from 2 exons.
ACGCUUCGAAGGCAUGUGACAAGAAACCUCAGCGAGCGUUUCCUCUGGGGUCCAUUCACAAUUUCACAUUUCACGUUUCACAUUCAUCAAUUCAUAUUCAUUCAUGGUCCUUCUACAACCUCCUUAAUUUCAUGCUCUUCUUCUUCUACCUUUUCCUCACGCAUCACCGUUUCUUUUCUUGUUUCUGUCUACGUGUGGUGUCCCAAUACACAAUAGAACAACAAACAAUAAACACACACACAAACAUAACUCUCUUUAUUUCUCUCUCUCUUUUGCUGAGGUAAUUACUGAAAUCCGUGCCUGCUGCUUUCACCCUUUUGUGCCAAAGUUUGCAAUUUUUUUUCUAUUAUAUUGUGCCUCUGCUCUGCUUGCCACCAAAGCUUUCAAAUUUCCUCUUCUGGGUCUUUCUCUUUUGCCUCUGGGAAAUGGCUAAUUGCAGAAAACAACAAGGAGAGGGUCAUCAUCAAGUGGGUCACUGGCGAUCCUCCUACAACAGGAAGCCACCCUUGGGAAAUAAGUGGCAUUCAACAGUGCCUGCCUGGGAAAGGAAAUUCUGCACUUCAAUUGGCUCAGUUCCAUGGCGAAAGCUAGUAGAAAGCAAGAAGUAUAUGCACCUGUUUGAACAUGUGGUGAACUGGGAUGACUCUGCCGGCAAAGAGGCAUUUGACAAUGCAAAAACAAGGUAUUGGGCUGAGAUCAACGGUGUUCCCUGCAACAUUUCGCCACCUGAUCCCAACAUUUUCAUCGAUGAAGUAGAUUGGAAUGCAACUGUUGACCCUCAACUUAUUCUAGACGUGGAAACAGAAUUAGCAAAGGUCCCCAAUGAGGAACUAAGGAAGAACGAUCAUGAGAUUGUGAUGAUUGGUGGCGCUCUCUUCUUGAACGAGCAAAAGCUUCCAUGUACUGGAUGGGACGAUGAUUAUGCUGCCGAAGGACCAAAGCCUUUUGAUCCAAAUUCUGCUGUCCAAGGCUGGGGGGAAAAUCUGCAAGAACACAAUGGAGUAGAAUCUGGGAAACUGAAUCAUGCUCCUGCUGAACAUGCAGGUGAACAUGUUGCUCCUGCUGAACCUGCAAAAGAAGAUUUUUCUCUUGCUGAACCUGCAAAAGAAGAUUUUUCUCUUGCUGAACAUGCAAAAGGGCAUGAAUGGCAAGAUUGGAGGAAUGAUUCUUGGGGUUGGAAUCAAAGGGAGAACUAUGGUGGUGGUGGUGGUGGUGACUUGCACAAAAUGGGAAGAGGGAGAAAUGGUGGAGGAGGGUAUGGUAAUUGGGGAACAUGGGAUGGUUAUAACAGAAGGAGAGAAAACAACAUGUCAUGGUCUAAGACCCCUUCUGCAUAUAAUGGUAACAAUGAGUAUCAUGUGAAUAACAAUAGGGGAAGAAGAAAUUAUAGAGGAGGAGGAAGAAGGGGCAAUUUUGUUUAUGUGCCUAAGGAGGUGCCUCCUACUCCUACUCAUGCUGGAUGGUAAAUGAUACAACAAAGGCUAAGUGUCAAAGACCGUAGACCGAGACUGCGACAAGGGGACCCCAAUGAAACUGCUGAGGUGGCUGAAGAUAUAUAAAUUUUGUUAUCUGGUAAAAAAAACAUGCAAGAUAUGGUAGCUUAUAAGAAGACAAAGACAGCAUUUUAUAUUCUAAUACAUUUGUAUGGAAGGUUUAUGGUAUAUUUGGGAUUUUAUAGUUUAAGAAUAGGUUUAUGGUAUAUUUGGGAUUAAUAGGUUUAUGGUAUAUUCUAGUACCUGCCGUGGUGAUAGGUUUAUGUAUAUUCAGAGAAAAUAUGCAUAGACAAUUUUAAAUGAAGCUAAAUUGUUCAUUCUUGUCUCCUU